Ceraceosorus guamensis is the source of this 4210-nucleotide messenger RNA. RefSeq names its product ATP-dependent protease La. The record is from RefSeq and is a predicted model, not a curated record. Gene Ontology annotation, biological process: chaperone-mediated protein complex assembly; protein catabolic process; protein quality control for misfolded or incompletely synthesized proteins. Bases 259 to 3918 code for a protein of 1219 amino acids. NCBI's taxonomy places the organism in Eukaryota, Fungi, Basidiomycota, Exobasidiomycetes, Ceraceosorales, Ceraceosoraceae. Gene Ontology annotation, cellular component: mitochondrial matrix. Gene Ontology annotation, molecular function: ATP hydrolysis activity; single-stranded DNA binding; ATP binding. The transcript is spliced from 2 exons.
CCUUUACAGACCAUUCACGCAUGUAAACCUCGGUCACCACCAGCUUUGACCCAUCUCAACAUCACGAGUUCGUCCGUCGUUGUCGCCGACGAUCAUCCGCGCUUCAGCGACCCGACCGAAAUCCGCAUAGGCGAGAAACGUCACAGCGCACCUUGAGCGCGGCUCGGGAGAGACUUUCCCCCACGCGCAGCAAACAUUAUCCGAGCUCUGAUCGGAUCUACGCCAUUCCCGCAACGGCAUUUGGCUUUGGUUUUCACCAUGCUGCCUUCCCAGCGUCUUGCCAACGCUUCGAGGUCACGGCUAGGGCUCGGAGCUGCUGGGUCGCGCGCAAGCGCUGCAUCUACGAGUCGCCUGCAACUCAACUGCCCGCGCCACUCGGGCACGGCAGCGGCAUCAGUGCAUCCCAGCGCUCCAAACAAGGACCACCAUGCCCGAUAUUUGCACUCGAUAGCUCCGUUUGUUUCUCAGUCAAUUCACUCGCAAUUGGCGAGCAGACGCAGCUUCUCCGCUACAGCUCAAUCUUCAUUGCCGCGAUCCAAAAGCAAAGGUCUAAGCGAUGAGCAGGAAGAGGAAGACGGUGGCGUGGUGGGCCGAGAAGAGGAGGAAUCCGACCUGCAUGCUCGGCAAUCAAAGUCGAUUAAGACGCAAGACGACUCUUCCUCUUCGGGCUCAAGCAGUGGCGGUGAGAGCUCCUCCAGCAGCUCAGGCUCCUCGAGUAAUGGCAGCAGCGCAGGUGGUGGAGGCAGCGGCAGCGGCAGCGGCAGCGGCAAAGGAAGUGGCGGAGAUGGUAACAGCAGCGGAGGAGGCUCGCUUUCGCGUCAAACCGUUCCCACAGUCUAUCCUCAGGUUCUCGCGCUGCCGAUCACCCGGCGCCCACUGUUCCCAGGAUUCUAUAAAGCCGUGGUCAUCAAAGAUCCCAAUGUAUGCGCUGCGAUCCGCGAAGCGCAACAUCGGGGUCAACCUUAUGUUGGAGCUUUCCUGCUCAAGGAUGAGAAUGAUGACGCCGACGUGAUCACCGACCUCGACAAGGUCCACAAGACCGGCGUCUUUGCCCAGAUCACCAACACUUUCCCAGUGCCGAGCAGUGGUGGCAAGGGCGAGAAGGGUGAAGCUGGCAAGGCAGAAGAAGGUGAAGAAGGCUUGACUGCGGUACUCUAUCCCCAUCGAAGGAUCCACAUCGACGAGCUGAUCCACCCGAACGGUCAAGGUAUCGGAGCCCAGGGCCUUUCUCAGCCGCCUCCGCCACCCCAAGAUGUUCCCUCUGCAAUUCCAGGAAACGAAACGGAAUCUGGCAAGGGCGAGAGCGCCGAAGCGGCUGUGGCUAAACGACGAGGGGAGCUCAAAGAAGAGGAGGGCAAAGUCGAGUACAUUCCCGGUCAAGGCGUACCUUUUCAGACCUCCUUUCUGCACGACUUCAAGGUCUCGCUAGUCAAUGUUUCGAACCUCAGUCCUGCAGAGUACGAGAAGGACAGCAACGUAAUCCGCGCAGUCAAGGCGGAGCUCAUCAGCGUCUUCAAGGAUAUUGCACAGCUGAAUCCCAUGUUCAGAGAUCAAAUCGCCAACUUUAGUAUCUCGCAGGGAGCAGGGAAUGUAUUCGACGAGCCCGACAAGCUCGCAGAUUUUGCCGCCGCUGUCUCGAGCGGAGAGGUGGGAGAGCUUCAAGCCGUUUUGGAAGAGCUCAAUAUUGAGGAUCGGCUCCAAAAAGCUCUUCUCGUGCUGAAGAAGGAGCUCAUGAAUGCGCAGCUGCAGUCCAAAAUUUCGAAGGACGUCGAAGCCAAAAUCCAGAAACGACAGCGGGAGUACUACCUGAUGGAGCAACUCAAAGGAAUCAAGAAGGAGCUGGGUCUCGAGAGUGAUGGCAAAGACAGAAUGGUCGAGAAGUUCAAAGAGAAGGUUGCACAGCUGAACAUGCCUGAAGCUGCACGAAAGGUGUUUGACGAAGAGCUCAGCAAGCUCCAGACGCUCGAGCCUGCGGCAAGCGAGUUUAACGUCACUCGAGGCUACCUCGACUGGCUCACCAGUAUUCCGUGGGGCGUUCACUCUCCCGAGAACUACUCUAUUGCUAACGCUACCCGGGUCCUCAACGACGACCACUAUGGCCUUAAAGAUGUCAAAGACCGCAUCUUGGAAUUCUUGGCUGUCGGAAAGCUCAGAGGCACUGUUGAGGGCAAGAUCAUCUGCUUAGUCGGACCUCCCGGCGUAGGCAAGACUUCCAUCGGCAAGUCUAUUGCCAGAGCGGUCGAGCGACAAUUCUUCCGCUUCAGUGUCGGCGGUCUCAGCGAUGUGGCAGAGAUCAAGGGUCACAGACGGACGUAUGUCGGAGCCAUGCCAGGAAAAGCCAUCCAAGCGUUGAAGAAGGUUGGGACUGAGAAUCCACUUGUUCUGAUUGAUGAGGUGGACAAGAUUGGACGUGGUCACAAUGGCGACCCAUCGUCUGCCCUUCUCGAAAUGCUCGACCCGGAGCAGAACAGCGGUUUCUUGGAUCAUUACCUAGACGUGCCUGUUGACUUGUCGAGGGUCCUCUUUGUGUGCACUGCCAACACUCUGGACACCAUCCCGCAACCGCUCCUUGACCGUAUGGAGGUGAUCGAGGUCUCUUCAUACACAGCAGAUGAAAAGCGGCACAUUGCGAAGGGCUACCUUGCGCCUCAAGCGAAGGACGCAAGUGGCUUAAAGGAGGCUAAUGUCAACCUUCCGGACGACACCAUCGAAUUCCUCAUCAGGCACCACGCUCGCGAGAGCGGAGUGCGCAAUCUGCGCAAACUUCUGGAGAAAGUUUAUCGCAAGAUUGCGUACAACAUUGUGCGCGACCACGGCGAGACUGUGUUCCCAGAACCGAAGGAAGGAGAUCUACAACCAGCUACUGCAGCCUCGGCUGCCCCGACCACUGAUGAUGCAUCAGGCGCUAGCCCAGCUGAACCUGCUGGUUCUGCAGAGAGCAGCUCACAAUCUGUGACACCUCCGCCAGGUCCAAGCGAUAGCGCGGCGCCCGACAACCUGCCGAAGCCAGAUGAAUCAAGCUCUGAGAAGAAGGAGGACAAUGAGGUGUCAAGCAAGCCGAUUACCAGCGACACGCAAGCGCGCGAUGCCCCGCCGGAGCCGCCUUCCAAAACGACAACACAAAAGAGAGAGCCGAUGAAGGUGCCUGAUUCAGUGCAAGUGGAAAUCACAAUCGAUUCCUUGCGAGAGUACCUUGGACCACCGGUAUACCACAAGGAUCGCCUUUACACGAAGACGAUGCCUGCCGGUGUGUCGACGGGACUGGGCUAUUUGGGCAAUGGUAGCGGGAGCGUCAUGCCGAUCGAGACUAGCAUCAUGCCAGGCAAGGGUGGCGCCAUCAAGCUUACAGGAAAGCUUGGCGACGUCAUCAAGGAGAGUGCGAACAUCGCCUUGAGUUGGCUCAAGAGCAACGCAUACUCGUUGGGCAUUACGGAGGACCAGAAGACCAACGCACUCGAGGACCGCGAGGUCCACUUGCACAUGCCGGAAGGAUCCAUCGGCAAAGAGGGACCUAGCGCUGGUGUGGCUUUCAUCACCUCUCUCGUGAGCUUGUUGACCAACCGAUCGAUGCCCACCGAUUUGGCCAUGACUGGGGAGGUUUCUUUGCGUGGCAUCGUGCUGCCUGUCGGCGGGUUGAAAGAGAAGCUCCUGGCUGCCCACCGAAGCGGUAUCAAGAAAGUGAUUUUGCCUGCGCAAAAUCAACCCAACGUUGAAGCUGACGUGCCCCGAGUGGUGCUGGACGAUUUGGACGUCAAUUACGUGUCGAACGUCUGGUCAGCCCUUCACAUCGCUUUUGGUGAAGGACCAUGGUCUGCUAGAGCCAAAGAGCUGCAACAGCAAGAGCAGGAAGAGCUGAAGGAAGAGGAAGGUAGAAGACAUUCAGCGCAAAAGAAGGACGUCGAGUCCAGCGACGGAUAGCGCUUGAAGCAAUGAGCGCACGCUACAAAGUCUUCCUCUUCGUCUUGGCCCUGCGUCAGUAAAUUUGGCGCACUGUGCUGUAUUCGCGCGAGCGCGCUGAACGAUCAGGCAGCGCAUCUUCGGGGUUCUCACUGACUUAUUAAGUCACGAUUGUCCUGCGCAAGCAAGCCUCUGUACGAAUCCAGAGGUGUCUUGAGGCUUCGAUGCUCAUCUCCUCGCCAUGUCGUCUUGGACAAGCCGUUAUAGAAAGCACGCGUUCCAUUCUCACCUCUCAAUGCAAUAGUCUCACUGC